Molecule: messenger RNA, 5271 nt
Organism: Petromyzon marinus (sea lamprey)
Lineage: Eukaryota; Metazoa; Chordata; Hyperoartia; Petromyzontiformes; Petromyzontidae
Product: protein Wnt-8b-like
Biological process (GO): multicellular organism development; neuron differentiation; cell fate commitment
Cellular component (GO): extracellular region
Molecular function (GO): frizzled binding; cytokine activity
Source: RefSeq, a predicted model, not a curated record
AGUUGGCGAGCGGUGGGGGAGGGGGUGGAGAGACGGACAGUAUCGGUUCAGUUAUCACUCGCCACUGGUGGUAGCCGUGGCCGGGAAGGACUCGAACUUAAGGUUGCCAGGCUCGAAGCGCAGUGCGAAGCGCUGGUAGCGAUCACGUGGUAUUGGCGGCGGUAAUGCCAUUCGUUGCCUUUUGUGACGUUUAUGCAGCUCGGUUAAUAAAACAAAAACCCACAAGCAUUUGUUUGAAUCGGCCACUUCUAAAAGUAAAUGAUAAAGACAUAGAGCGUUUAACCAAACAUAGAGAAGGGAGUGAGCACUACCACGGGUAAUCAGGGGUCCAAUUCUAGGCCACGGCUGCCACCAGUGGCGAGUGAUAUCUGAACCAGUCCAUUGCCCUCCCUUCUCUCUCCUCGACCUCAAGCGACAGUGGCAGUGUACAUUGCAAAUCCAGAUGGCGGCUUGUGGAAGUCUUUCAUCCAGCGGUGGAUUGACCACGGCCGCCGCCGCCGCUGAUGAUCAAGAUGACGAUCACGAUGGGAAUUUGGUUUCGGAACUGGGAGUUUGAAGAUCGUCUGCGGAUCCCUGGGCAGCUGCGCACGGAGCUCCACCGACGAGGCCAAGCCACGAAGUUCCCGAAGAGGUCUCCGUUGAGAUGACGACUGCCCACAGGGAUGGGUCUGGAGCACGAGUGUCCCUUUUGGUGUCAGGACGGGCGGGCGGGCGUGGCCAGGAGACCUCCCGUGGAGACCCACGUCGCCACUCGUCUGGCAGGGCACCGCUCCAUGGACCCCCAUUGAUGAUCUGUCACCAGAGGUGAUUCGAUCGGCUCGCGCAUUCCCCGGGUCGCCGUGAGAACAUUAAGCCAAGGCUGCUCCUGCCUGCCCUGUCUCUCUCUCACUCACUCUACUCUCGUCUCUCAUAACACGGCCACUCUCUGACAUACAGUUGCACAAGUGGCGUUGUUCGUCUUGGUGCACGCUUUUGGAUAUCGCUCGAAGGGGGAUAAUAUCAAUAAUAUCGAUCAAGUGAUCAUGAGUCAUGCCGUGAUGUCCAUCACGCUGGCCAAGGUGGUGGCGGUUUCCUCGCUGGCGGUGCUGACCUGGGCGUGUGGAGCUCCUGCCUGGCCCAUAAACAACCUACUCACUUCUGGCUCCAAGGUGCAGCCCUCCGUGGUGCAGAGCGUGACGGCGGGCGCGCGUCUCGGCCUGCACGAGUGUGCCGCGCAGUUCGCCUGGGAGCGCUGGGACUGCGGACGAGCAGCCGCAGCCGCCGGCGGAGGAGGAGGAGGAGGGGGGGGAGACAGAAGCGGCGGCCUCUCGGUGCAACACGCGGCCACGCGGGCCGCGACCCGCGAGGCGGCGUUCGUCCACGCCGUGAGCGCCGCGGGGGUGGUCCACACCCUGGCACGCAACUGCAGCGCCGGCGACUUCGCCAGCGAGUGCGGCUGUGACGACAGCAAGAACGGCGAGCGCGGAGGCGAGGGCUGGGUGUGGGGAGGCUGCAGCGACAGCGCCCUCUACGGGCAGCGCGUCGUCCAGCAGCUCGCCGACUCCAUCGAGGCGGCGGCGCUCGACCCCCGGGCGGCCGUCAACCGGCACAACUUUGAGGCCGGCCACGCGGCCGUGCGGGCCACCAUGGGCCACGUGUGCAAGUGCCACGGCGUGUCGGGCAGCUGCACCCUGCAGACGUGCUGGCAGCAGCUCUCCGAGCUGAGCCGCGUCGGCGCCCACCUCAAGGAGCGCUACCGCCGCGCCGCUCGCCUCGACCUCCUCCGCGCCGCCAACAGCGCGAGCGCCGUCGUCGCCACGCACGGAGCCGCGGCCGCCGGCACCGCUGGAGCCCCCCGCGAGGCCGGCGGCGGUAACGGAGCACGAGCCGGCCCGGUAGCGUCGCACCACUCGCCGCACGCUUCCGCCGCCGCCGCCGCCGCCCAGGAUGCCCUGCGCCUGCUGGAGCCCGACGGCCUGGCCUUCCUGGAGGACUCGCCCGACUACUGCCGGCGCAACGAAUCUCUGGGCGCGCCGGGCACGCUGGGACGCGAGUGCCGGCGCGGGAGCGGCGGCGCCGGCGAGGACGACAGCUGCGAGCGGCUGUGCACGGCUUGCGGGCUGCGCGUGCUGGAGCGGCGCGUCAGGGUCACCAGCCCCUGCAACUGCUCCUUCACGUGGUGCUGCCGCGUGUCGUGCCAGCAGUGCACCAGCGUGCACAGCAAGUUCCGGUGCGGGCGUCCCGAGGCUUCGGGCAGGGCGCCCGGAAAGAAGAGGCCACGCGCACGGCAGCAGCAGCAGCAGCAGCAGAGGGGUCGCAACAGGAAGCCCAAUGCGGCCUCGCAGGCCGUAGCAAAUAAGACUUCAUGAGAAAGACCAGGCAAUGAACCGAUAUGUCAGGAAGUUACAAUAAUGCCACUCACAAGCACUGGGGCGAUGUACGUUUUGUCUUGCUGGUCCUUGAGCCCAUGGUGGAGAUUCCACUUUAUCCGUGAUGGGAGAACAAAUUCUCUACAGCACGGAUGGAUGACUGUUGAAUGUCAAGUCCCACCAGCGGCUCAAUUCGGGCGAGUUGCUGGGUUAUGAACGUGGAGACACAUUAUCAUUCCGCCGUGUACUCUACGCUCAUCAUUCUUACGAGGUUAAUACAAAUGAGCGUUACUUUGUAGGAAGCCACCAGUGGUUGAUAUCGGUGUGUUUUUAAAUGUUGCCUCUGCUUUUGCUUUAGUUGUAAUAUUUUUCAAAGUCUUGCCAUUAUGACACAUGAACGAGUAGGGUGGCCACACUGCACCUAGUCCUCAUUUUAAGCCACGUCAACCUUGGGAAACCCAUACCAGGUUUGGACGUGAGGAACUGAUGUCAGGAGUUGAACCCUGAGCUGUUGUUAACUCGUGCGGCGUGUUCAAACCACUGCCUUCGUGAAUACUCAAAGAGGCAUCGCCGCCUUUUAAGACGCCAAUUGUAAACCCCAAGAAAAAAAAAACAUUUUGGCGUGGGCAAGCAGCAUCAUUGUCCAACUUUUGAGAUUAAAAAAUGUUUUUUAUUGAAAUUAUCUUAUAAGAAAACAGGACCCGACAUCCAUCAGUCGGAACAGGGCCAAAAUAGCCAACGGGCAUUUGACACUCGGUGAAAAUGUUAUAUUGGCAUUUUUAUUAUAGGCACGGAAUUGGCUGGGAAAACAGCCACCGGCAAACUCCACACGUGCCUCGUCAAUUGCCACCUUCAUGAUGACUGCUCUGCCUUUAACAUGGGCCGUGUCAAAUGUUUUGUUCGCCUUGGCAAGUGUUCAAACAACUUGUCUCAACGAGGCGUUGGAGAAAGAAACCCACAUUCCCAUGGUAGGCGCUGGUCUGUAGAUGUAACAACUACCAAUAGCGUCCCACAGUGAGAACUCAUUUUAUCAAACCCAUGGUGAAAAUGGGUCGGGUUGAACUCCAACCAGAAUUUGAAAUUGUAACCUUACAAUUCUGAGUUAAGCACUCUUACGAAAGCACUACCUGGCCAAAUCAUCAGCUGGUAGUGCAAAUAAACAGGGUGCUUCAAAAAAAUGUUAAAACUCAUAUGGGACCCAUAUUCUUGGUUCUUUCGGUAAAAUCACGUAGAUAGAAAACAAAAAUCAUUUAUUGCGGUAUUGUCGCAAGUUCUCAGAAGUGUUAAAAAUUAUUUGAAGUACUCUGCAUAUAUUCUAGCUUGUGGCUUUAGGAUCCCUGUGCGAAUCAGUGCGUACCACUUUGAGCACGGUGGUUAACAAACGUUGAUACUGUCCUUUGGCACCGGAUGUGUGGAAUUGAAAUCGCUGGUUCAGGGUCGCCAACACAAGCGACGAACACUGCACGCCAAUGUUCUUUUGAGACGCUGCGACGUCAACGCUUGGCGUGGCAGACGGCCCAAGGGGACCGAACCAGCGAUUGGUCAACAGAAAGGAUCGUUCUAAAUAGCGCAUGCGAAUCGCAGUGCUUUUUUUCACGUGUAGCCAUUAACUUUGUGCCUUUCACACCAAAACGUAUAUGAUUGAUGUGCAAGCGUAAGAGUGACUUUUCAAUUUGCUCCAGUAUUAUUAUUAUUAUUGUGGUUAGCAAUUCAUAGAUUUUGUCGGUUUAAUAAUUUAUGCUGUUCUUUUCCUGUCCCGUAAGUUUACAUUGAACGGUUACUGACCGGACCGAGAGCCUUUCAACCUCAUUCUCAUGUUAAGGUCUUUCCAGUACGAAAGCUUUAAAUAUUUUUGUAUUCAUUCACUACUGUAUAGUUUACUAGUUGUGGUUGUUGCAGUGAUGUUUUUUUGAAGUACAAUAUUUUUGCAGUUUAAAACUCUUGUCUCCGAUUUGUUUAAUACAAACGUACCCUAUGACCCCAAUUCCUUGGACGGUGUAAUCGGGAGAGGUGGUGGUGCUGGGUGAGGCACGUGUGCAGGGUGGAGGAGGACAGCUCACCAAGACGGGCAAUGGAGUGACCCUCAGAAGUCAGGGGCCAAUGGGAAGAUCUCAAGUCAGACGGCUGCGGCGUUGGCGAUGAGUGAAAGCAUGGUAGCUAGGAAGUCAGGGACCAAUGGGAAGAUCUCAAGUCAGAUGGCAGCGGCGUUGGCGAUGAGUGAAAGCAUGGUAGCCAGGAGGUCAGGGGAUCGACCACAACAGCGGCCGACCCCUAUGGAGGUCGACCACAGCAGGCGCCGAUCCAGUAGAAGCGAUGGUGAUGUGGUGUGGUGUGAUCGACGGCAUCCACUGAUGACCUCUCGACGUUGACCAAGGACUCCGGGGAUACCGUCACUAAUUUUUGUAGGGGGGGCCACUUUCGCCGAUAAGACAUCGUCAGUGUGAGAGCUGCCACACCACCUACAAGAGGUGUUUUCACGAUUUGUGUAGUGUCGGGGGCCGCACUAAGGCCACCAGGGGCUGCCAGUGGCCCGCGGGCCUUGCAAUGAAGAACACUGCCUGAGAACAAGUCGGGUAUUACCUGGACUUGAGCAGUCGUAUUUAAGUGAAAACCUAUUCGAUGUUGCAGGUCAUUGCCAAGGAAUAUAUUACCCAAUCAGUGCACGGUAACCUAUCUCGAACGAACGUGUGCCAGCUGCUAAAUGAUAAAAGAUUACUAUUGAGUCACUUGGUUUAAUAGGAGUCAGUGAUACACAUACAGGACACUGAAUUUGGAUGACUGACUUAAUCAAGAAAAAUAAAUGUACAAGACUGUACGGAAUUGCCCAACGUCAACUAUUACUGGACAGGCCUUUGCACGUGCCUAGCAGUGCCAUUUCCUAUUUAUCAAACGACUUUGUCCCCCAUGGGGGUUACCUUCAUUU